AUGCUCCGCUCUGUUGCUCGUCGAGUUCCUCGUCGCGUUCCUGGACCAUCUACAACUUCUGGCUGCUUGUCUCGCACAGCAGUCCGGACCUUCACAGUCGGCUAUCCUCGGAUGGCUUCGUCCCUCCGCCCUGUUGAGCCGCCAGUGUCGACCACACUGCCAUCGGACUCGUUUCAAUUGCUGUCGACAGCGGACAAGGCAGGAGAAGCUGAGGAUGCUCUUUUCGAGCAGCAGGUGAAGGAUGUGGAAGCCUGGUGGAAGACCCCUCGGUUCGAGGGAAUCAAGCGGCCGUAUAGUGCGGCGGAUGUUGUGAGCAAGCGGGGGUCUCUACAGCAGACAUAUCCAAGUUCAAUAAUGGCACGGAAGCUCUUUAACCUGCUCAAUGAGAGGGCGGCGCAGGGGCUGCCUGUCCAUACCAUGGGCGCCAUCGACCCGGUACAGAUGACCCAGCAAGCUCCAAACCAGGAAAUUCUAUACGUUUCCGGGUGGGCAUGCUCGUCUCUAUUGACAACUACCAAUGAAGUCUCCGCAGACUUUGGUGAUUACCCAUACAACACCGUGCCAAACCAGGUUCAGAGACUCUUCAAAGCCCAGCAAUUGCACGACCGCAAGCACUUCGACGCGCGCCGGAAGCUGACUCCAGAGGAACGUAAAUCGACGCCUUACAUUGACUACCUGAGGCCGAUUGUGGCUGACGGCGAUACUGGUCACGGAGGACUUUCAGCCGUCCUGAAACUCGCCAAGCUCUUUGCUGAAAAUGGAGCUGCAGCGGUCCAUUUCGAAGAUCAGCUGCAUGGGGGGAAGAAAUGCGGACAUCUCGCAGGAAAGGUCCUGGUUCCUGUGGGCGAACAUAUCAACCGCCUGGUAGCUGCUCGUUUCCAAUGGGACAUGAUGGGAACCGAGAACCUGCUGAUCGCGCGAACGGACUCUGAGAGCGGCAAGCUCAUCAGUAGCGCUAUCGACGUUCGUGACCAUGAGUUCAUUCUUGGUGUUACGGAGGAGACUGAGCCUCUGGCCGAGACCCUUCAGGCAAUGGAGCGUGAAGGUGCUUCCUCGGCCGAAAUCGAUGCUUACGAGCUGGAUUGGGUGAAGAGACACAAGCUGGUAACGUUCGAUGAAGCUGUCGACCUGCAUCUGGAGAAGGAGGGAGCGUCGCAGUCUGUCCGAGACGCCUACAAGGCCAAGGUCCGCGAGACCCCUGAUCUCGCCCUUUCGCGUCGUCGGGAGCUGGCAAACGACUUUACCAAAAGCCCCGUUGUGUGGUCGUGGGACGUUCCCCGAACCAGAGAAGGGUUCUACCAUUACCGCGCAGGAUUCCCCGCUGCGACGAAGCGAGCCAAGGAGUUCGCUCCGUAUGCGGAUCUCCUAUGGGUUGAGACCGGUGACCCCAAUGUCGAGAAAGCCGCGGGACUUGCUGGAGAGGUUCGAAGCGCGUUCCCCGGCAAGAAAUUGGUGUACAACCUCAGUCCGUCUUUCAACUGGAUGGGCCAAGGAUUUGAUGAGCAGAGUCUUAAGUCCUUCGUCUGGGAUCUUGCCAAGCAUGGCUUUGUGCUUCAACUUAUCUCGCUCGCCGGUCUCCACUCCAAUGCCACAAUCACCACGGAACUGUCGCGUGCCUUCAAGGAUGAAGGCAUGCUGGCAUAUGUGCGAUUGAUCCAGUCCCGUGAGAAGGAGCUGAAGGUCGAUGUCCUCACGCACCAGAAGUGGAGUGGUGCUCCCUACAUGGACGGCAUCCUCGGGGCGAUUCAGAGCGGCAGCAGCAGCAACAGGAGUAUGGGAGAAGGAAACACGGAGAAAGAAUCGCCAGCCAUGCCUACUGUCGUGUCCAAGACGCCGUCUGCGGUGCCUCCGACCAACGAGGAGGUCUCAUCGCUUCUCAAUACCAUCUUCACGGCGGAGACCUCGCAGCAGUCCCUCGAUGCCUCCUACGCUCUGACGAACCUACUCAUCCAGUCGGUCGGCAAGGCGGCCACGGAUAAGAAGAAUGGUGCUAAACGCGAGGGUGCUAUGCUCAUCCUGGGUGCUCUGUUCGAGCGGUUCCCUCGGGAGCACCCGGCCAGCGAGGUUGUCUUCCUGAUUCAGGACGGCGGUGCUGUCGUGCGUGAGUCAGCUCAGUAUGCAAUUGACGCUCUCUUCGUCUGCCUCAAGCCCGAGUCGCUGUACCUCGGCAAGGGCAGCGGAAAAUGGCAGGGCGCUGUCGGUGCGUAUGCCAUCAUCGAGAAGAUGGCGCAGAAGGCUCAGAUGGGAACGGGUACCAAGGAGGAGGAGCGUCAGAAGGAUCUGCUCCGUGAAGCCAUGGGAAAGACUCUGAAGGAUCUCAUUCCUAUUGUCGAGUCCGGUAUGCAUGACUUGAAGGGCGAGGUCGCGAAGCAGGCGACCAAGGCAAUGAACGCCCUUACGACUCUUCUCUCCAACGACGAUGUCGCUCCCAGAAUUCCCCUCCUGAUCAAGGCUAUGGCCGAGCCAUCCGCCACUACUCUUCAGAAGGCCAUCCUGGCACUUUCCCAGACCACAUUCGUUGCAAUCGUUACCUCUCCUCGAUCCCUCAACACUCCCACGACCCCGCAGGAAGUUCUCCGCCAGACAGUCGUCGUUGUUGAGAACUUGACCAAGCUUUUGAAGCCCGGUGUCCAGGGCGUGAAAGAUCGCGCGUCCCUUCCCGAGGUUCGAGAGCUGGCUUCUAGAGCCUUGAGCGUUAUCGAGAAGGCUAUGGGCGACAGCGAUGGAAACCUGGCGACUGGUGCCAUUGCCAAGACUACCCCUGAAGAUGUUCUCAAGGUCCUUCUUGAGAAGGUCGAACAGCACGGUGGUCUGGCCCAGCAGCAGGAUGCCCCAUUCUUCGACUUGGUCAAGACCUAUGUGGCCGAGAUGGUCCGGGAGGACGUCAACUGCAGAAUGCACGACCGCAUCGUCGCCUGCAUUGGUCCAUACCUCCGUGGCCUCCUCAAGGAUGAGCAACACGAGGCUGUGGCCUCUGAAGUCCAGACCUUCUUCGUCGAGGAAGACCACCGGAAAUUCGGCAAGCCUGUCCAGGAAGACAGUGACGAGGUCGAGAUUGUCAACGCCGAUUUCUCCCUGGCUUAUGGAGGAAUGUUGCUUCUGUCUCACACCAACCUACGUCUGCUCAAGGGCCACAGAUACGGUCUGUGUGGCCGAAACGGUGCCGGAAAGUCUACCCUGAUGCGAAGUAUCGCAAAUGGUAAGCUGGAAGGCUUCCCUCCGAGGGAUGUCGUCAAGACGUGCUUUGUAGAACACAACCAGGGUGAGGACGCUGAUCUGAGUAUCCUCGAAUUCGUGGCCAAGGAUCCCGAGAUCGCUGCUGUGGGCACAGAGCACAUUUCGGAGGUUCUCAGUGAGUUCGGCUUCACCUCGGGUCCGGAGGGCAGACAGUCACAGAAAGUUGGCUCUCUUUCCGGAGGUUGGAAGAUGAAGUUGGCGCUUGCCCGCGCCAUGCUGAUGAAGGCAGACGUUUUGCUGCUGGAUGAGCCUACCAACCACUUGGAUGUUGCCAACAUCAAAUGGCUGCAGGAAUAUCUGAAGAAGCACACUGAGAUCACCAGUUUGAUUGUUUGCACGGACAUCUACCACUACGAGCAGAAGAAGUUGGUCUGCUACAAGGGUAAUCUCGCUGCUUUCGUCAAAGUCAAGCCCGAGGCUAAGAGCUACUACACACUCUCGGCUUCCAACGUGCAGUUCAAGUUCCCGCCCCCUGGUAUCUUGUCCGGUAUCAAGUCUCAGACGCGAGCGAUCCUGCGUAUGACCAACUGCUCUUAUACCUACCCGGGAGCCAGUAAGCCUUCGCUCAGUGAUGCUUCAAUUACUCUCACUCUCUCCUCUCGUACCGCUAUCAUCGGUGGUAACGGAGCUGGAAAGUCCACCUUCAUCAAGCUCCUCACGGGUGAGACCAUCCCUCAGACUGGAAAGGUGGAGAAACACCCCAACCUGCGUAUCGGUUACAUCAAGCAGCACGCUCUCGAGCACGUGGAGAUGCAUCUGGAGAAGACACCCAACCAAUAUCUCCAGUGGCGAUACGCCAAUGGUGAUGACCGUGAGGUCCUCAUGAAGCAGACUAGAAUCUUGACCGAUGAUGAGAAGGCCCAGAUGGAGAAACCUGUUGACCUGGGAGACGGUCGUGGUCCUCGCCGCAUCGAGGCGCUCAUUGGUCGACAGAAAUACAAGAAGUCGUUCCAGUACGAAGUGAAAUGGGUUGGUCUCCUACCUAAGUUCAAUACCAUGAUCUCUCGUGAAACCCUACUGGAGCUGGGCUUCGCCAAGCUCAUCCAGGAGUUCGAUGACCACGAAGCGUCGCGUGAGGGUCUUGGAUAUCGUGUCUUGGAGCCCAAGGUCAUCUCGAAGCACUUCGAAGACGUCGGUCUUGACCCGGAGAUCGCCAACCACAACCAAAUCGGUGGCCUGUCCGGUGGACAAAAAGUCAAGGUUGUCCUUGCCGGUGCCAUGUGGAACAACCCUCACUUGCUCGUUCUGGACGAGCCGACCAACUUCUUGGACCGUGAUUCCCUGGGUGGUCUGGCUGUCGCCAUUCGCGACUACAAGGGCGGUGUCGUGAUGAUUUCCCAUAACGAGGAAUUCGUUGGCGCUCUAUGCCCCGAGCAGAUCCAUAUUGCGGACGGUCGCAUCGUGUCCCGUACCAACACGGCCGUCUCUCUGGAUCGCUUCGAGGACAGCGCAGCGAGCUCGCCCAAGGGUGGCAGUACCGCUGCCAACUCUACUGCUACCAGCGCUGCCCCGUCCGCUGUCAACUCCGGCGCUGAAGAUACCGGCGACCUGAAGUUCAAGGCCAAGAAGAAGAAGAAGUUGACGCGUGCGCAGAUGAAGGAGAGAGAGACGCGUCGGAGACUGAGACACAUCGAGUGGCUGAACAGCCCGAAGGGAACACCCCACCCUCCUAACACCGACGACGAAGCCGAGUAA
Paecilomyces variotii is the source of this 4932-nucleotide messenger RNA. Its product is annotated as putative mRNA-nucleus export ATPase. The transcript has 14 exons. Gene Ontology annotation, cellular component: mitochondrial matrix. The record is from RefSeq and is a predicted model, not a curated record. Gene Ontology annotation, molecular function: ATP binding; methylisocitrate lyase activity; isocitrate lyase activity. NCBI's taxonomy places the organism in Eukaryota, Fungi, Ascomycota, Eurotiomycetes, Eurotiales, Thermoascaceae. Bases 1 to 4932 code for a protein of 1643 amino acids.